AUCUCCAAGAGACGCAGUAUGUACUGUAGUAACCCUAAAUUAAUCAACCUCUCCUUCCUUCAUUCCUUGUCUUAAACCUUCAUCAGAUGUUUCCACCACCAUCAUGGAAUCCACUUCUGAAACUAAUCAACUUCUCCUUCCCUCAUCUUCCUCUUCACUUCCACGCUGUUGGCACUAUGAUGUCUUUUUGAGCUUUAGAGGUGAAGACACGCGGAAGUCUUUCACAGAUCAUCUCUUUGCGGCGUUGUGCCGAGCUGGAGUUCACACUUUCAGAGAUGCAGAAGAGCUCCGUAAAGGAGAAGACAUCUCUACUGACCUCAUCAAAGCUAUUCAAGAAUCAAAGAUUUCCAUUAUCGUGUUUUCCAAAACUUAUGCCUCUUCCCGGUGGUGUCUUGAGGAGGUUGUGAAGAUAGUGGAAUGUAAAGAAAUGGCAAAUCAGGUGGUUUUUCCCAUAUUUUAUGAUGUGAGUCCUUCUGAGGUCCGAAAACAAACAGGUGGCUUUGCUGAUGCAUUCUCUCAACAUCAACAACGAUUCAAGCCCGAAAAAGUUAGCCAAUGGAAAACAGCUCUCAAUAAGGUUGCGGAUUUUUCUGGGUGGAACUUACAGAACUAUGCUGACGGGUAUGAAUCAAAAUUUAUUGACAAAAUUGUAGAAAAUGUUCUACAAGUGGUGAAUCGUACAUACUUGAAUGUUGCCAAAUAUCCUGUUGGAAUUCAUGCUCGGAUUAGAAACAUACUUUCUUUCUUGCAAAGUGAAGCAAAUGAUGAUGUUAGUAUGAUUGGGAUUUAUGGCCUGGGUGGGGUAGGAAAAACAACCCUAGCCAAAGCCGUAUUUAACCAAAUUUAUAGAACAUUUGAUGGUAGUUGCUUUCUUGGAGAUGUUGGAAAAGAAUAUGUAAAUGAAGGUCAUCUAGGUUUAAAAAGAUUACAAGAGCAACUUCUUUGUAGAAUUCUCAAUAGAAAGAGGUUGAAAGUUGAUCAUGUUGAUGAAGGAAUUAGUUUGAUCAAAGAAAGACUUGGAUUAAAAAAGGUUCUCAUUGUUGUUGAUGAUGUAGACCAUGAGAGUCAAUUAGACUCAUUAGUUGGGGACCGAAAUUGGUUUGGUUCUGGCAGUGCAAUUGUCGUUACAACUAGAAAUGCCAAUUUACUGAAUGGCUUCGGAAAAGAUUGUGAAAAGUAUAAUGUUGCAAUGUUAAGUCACGAGGAAUCUUUGCAACUCUUUAGUUGGCAUGCUUUUAAGAACCCAAAUCCUGUGGAGCCUUUUAUAGAACUAUCAAACAUGAUAGUAAGUUAUGCUGGUGGACUUCCUUUGGCACUUACUGUUCUAGGCUCACAUUUUCGAGCAAGAUCGUCCGUUCAAGAAUGGAGCAAUGACUUUGAGAAGUUAAGAAGGAUUCCUCAUAAUGAUAUUUUGAAGAUUCUCAAAAUUAGUUAUGAUGCACUUGACGAUGAUACUCAAGGAAUCUUCCUUGAUAUUGCUUGCAUUUUUACUGGUGAAUAUUUUGACACAGAAGAGAUUGUUAAGAUAUUGAAUGGUUGUGGUUUCUUUGCUCAAAGUGGUAUUUCAACUUUAAUUGAUAGAUGUUUGAUAAGUGAAGACCUUUAUAUGCAUGGUUUAGUUCGAGAUGUGGGGAGAGAAAUUGUUCGCGGGGAAUCUCCUAGACAGCCAGAAAAAAGAAGUAGAUUGUUUUUACGUGAUGAAGUUAUGGAUGUACUUGUGAACAAAAAGGGCACAAAAGCAAUUGAAACAAUGAUUAUAGAUUUGCCAAAUGAAGUGCAUUUGAGUACUAAGGUAUUCUCUAAAAUGACCAGGUUAAGAGUACUCAAAAUCUUAUCCAUGAAUGUCAAGGGGCCUUUAAAGUACUUAUCUAAUGAGCUUAGAUUGCUUUAUUGGAAAAAUUGCCCUUUGAGAGGCAUAUCGUCUGAUCUUUGUUUGAAGAGACUUGUUAGUUUGAGUAUGAUAGAAAGCAAUAUUGAAGAAUUUCAGCCCAAUUUGCAGCAUUUUAGAUGUUUGGAGAUCUUAAGGCUUGAUGAUUGUGUGCGACUUGAAAAAGGCCCAAACUUUACUGGAGCACAUAGUCUAAAGACAUUAUCCCUCAAUUAUUGUUCAAAUUUGGUUGAAUUGGCGCAAUCAAUUGGAGAUUUAGAAAAUCUUGUUAAUUUAUAUAUGACAGGGUGCAUCAAUGUGAGAGAACUUCCUAGUAGCAUUUGCAAGUUGAAAUCUCUUAGGUGUCUUGUUCUACGGGGGUGCUCCAAGAUAAAAGAAUUGCCUACUGACUUGGGAAAAUUGGAGCAACUACGUUAUCUCAAUGCUAGAGGGACUUCUGUGACCCACCUACCCUCUUCUUGUGGAUCUUUGAGAUAUCUCAGCCAUUUGGAACUAAGGCAGGGAAGGGAAGUUUUUAAGAGUAUGGAACGCAUUGGGCAUUCAACAUCUUCUGAUGCUAUUUUAUGUUCCUUGCAAACUCUAGAUGCUCCUUACCACUCUCUGCAACAUUUAGAUCUUCAAACCGGACUUGGAAGUUCAUCCUCAUUGAAAUGCUUAGAUCUAAGCUAUAGUAACUUCGAUGCCCUGCCCUUUAACCUUUUCCAUCUUUCCCAGCUAAGAUGGCUCAAAUUGAACAACUGUCAGAAUCUUCGAGUGAUUCAAAAUCUUCCAAUUACCCUAUAUCAUCUCUCUGCAAAGAAGUGUCCCUUACUAGAAAAUGUACAAGAUCUAUCAGGAUUAGGGCUAUCGGUUUUGGAUCUUUCUAACUGUAAUAGUUUGGUUGAGUUUCGAGGCGUGGAGAAUUUAGUUUAUUUAGAUAAAUUAGAUCUGAGUCAUCUUUCCCAGCUAAGACAUCUCAGAUUGGACAACUGUCAGAAUCUUCGAGUGAUUCGAGAUCUUCCAAUCAGCCUACACGAGCUCUCUGCAAAAAACUGUCCCUUGCUGGAAAACAUACAAGAUCUCUGUGAGUUGUUAGAGCUACGUCAUUUGUAUCUUUCUAACUGCAGUAAUUUGGUUGAGCUUCCAGGCCUGGAGAAUCUCGUUUGUUUAGAACACAUUCACAUAAGUCAUAAUUACUUCGACCAGCCGCAGCCAUUCAAUCUUUGUCUUUUUUCUCAGCUACAAGAUCUCAAAUUGAACCACUGUCAGAACCUUCGAGCAAUUCAAGAUCUUCCACCCAGCCUACACAUUCUCUCUGCACUGAAUUGUCCCUUGCUAGAAAACAUUCAAGAUCUAUCUAGCUUAUUGGAGCUAGGGGCGUUGAAUCUUUCUAACUGUAGUAAUUUGAUUGAGCUUCCAGGCCUGGAGAAUCUGAUUGAUUUAGAAUACAUUGACAUAAGAAAUUGUAGUGCUCUGAGCAGUAAAUCUUGGUGUGUGAACUUCUUCAAGGCACGUUUUAAAAACCCAACCCAGUUUACAAUGAAGCUUUCGAAAGACAUGGUUCCACAAUACUUGUGCAGCAACGAAGUAGUUGGAUGUUCAUCAAGUUACACAUUGCCAUUGUUUUUGAAGAAAAAACAGAUAUUAUUUAUAGUUGUGAUGAUUUCAUGUUUGUUUGGUGGUUGGUGUUAUGUGAAAUACAAAACCACAGCUGGUAAAGAGUUGACGAUUGGGAAGAUGCUGCAGGUGCACCCCCCACAUGUGAAUGAUAUGGGGUUGGAAUGCGAAGUAUAUGGUUAUUUUGCAGAACCCAAUGAAGUAAAAAAACUUGAGGUGCUUAUAGAAUUUUAUUUGCUUGAGCACGGAGAGGAGGAGAAACUCAGUAUUGAAACAUGUAUAGUAUAUGAAGAAGAGGGUGUGGGUGAGGUAUACUUCCUUCCUAUCAACCUUAAUAAGGCGAUCAAAUUUCACCCCCAUAGAUACAGAGGUGCCAGGGAGAAAACCGCUGUGGUUACUAUAACACACUGUUAGCUGUACUCUUCUUUAGGCUUUCCGAACUCCAGCUUCCUCUGUCAAUAAUCACCAGCCUUUGCAAUCCAGCCCCCCACUGUCAAUCCGUCUACUGCUCCAAAGCUCGGGCCAAUCAACUUCUGCCUCCUCUGACAGCCAUCAUCCAGCCUUCUUUGUUGCUACUCAGCCUCCUUGCCCUCUGUCUAGCCACUGCUUGGUGGUUUUCGAUCGUGUAGUCGGUGGAGUGAUGGAGCUUGCAAAACAUAGCUCUCUGCAAGUGCCUUCAGAAAGAUGGGACUCAAACUGGAGCUGAUGAUGAUGAUAAUCUGAUAGGAAUAUGUUGUUUGUAAAUUAGUUUGCAGGUUCUUACAUUUACUCCUCAAUUGAUUAAAUGUUUUAAGGCUUGGGCAGCAUUUUUAAUCUCUUCUAUAUAUAGUCUUGUUGGCAUGUACACAUUGUUUUGUAUGGUAAUGUUCUGCCAUCAGGUUUGCUCUGUAAAUUGUGUUAACACAAGAAUGUUUGUCCAUGAAUUAUAAUCUACUCUAGUUAAAUCAACACUUUCAUUUCAUUCGA
Messenger RNA from Ipomoea triloba (trilobed morning glory), 4450 nucleotides. RefSeq names its product TMV resistance protein N-like. The transcript is spliced from 5 exons. Bases 104 to 3898 code for a protein of 1264 amino acids. The record is from RefSeq and is a predicted model, not a curated record. Gene Ontology annotation, biological process: signal transduction; defense response. Gene Ontology annotation, molecular function: ADP binding. NCBI's taxonomy places the organism in Eukaryota, Viridiplantae, Streptophyta, Magnoliopsida, Solanales, Convolvulaceae.